AUGGCACAACUCGGAAACAGCACGAUAGAAGACUGGACGCUGAAUCCACCUACCCAUCUAAAAGAUGCAGUCAACACAAUCAUCGCCUGCCUGGCUGUGCUUGUUAACGGCAUGGUCAUCACCGUUAUGCUGCUCAGGCGACGAGUGUUCAGCUCCUUCACGAAUCGUCUCAUCCUGCACCAGUCCUUCAUUGAUUCAAUUGCUGGAGUUAUAUUCUUCCUGCAUCUUGUCGUUAUAAAAACUAAACAAAUUUCAGUUUCCGUCGAGGGUUCCAUGACUGAUCAAUUUUUUUGUCGCUUGGUGUAUUCAGAUGUCAUGCUUUGGUGUGUCAAUAUCACAUCCACAUACAACCUUGUCAUGAUAUCGCUGGAGCGGUUUAUGGCGACUUGCCACCCGGUGAAACAUCGCAAUAGUUCAUCUGCAGCUAAGCUGAAGUUUGCAGUCGGAAUUGCUUGGGCUAUAGGCUUCAUAUUUGGCUUACAUAUCAUAUUUAUGUUUGAACCGCGCCAAGGGUAUUGCCAAUUCAUAGAAAUGGAAACAGCUUUGAAGGUUUUCGAAGCCACAAUGGUUGUGGUUAUUGAGUGUUUGAUGCCAUUUACCAUUUUGAUCUACACAUAUAGCCGGAUAAUUAUCACGCUUACCAAGAAAUCUGCACCAAUGAACGGUCCUCAGAAUGCCGUAAAUAAAGCCAAGAGAAACAUCCUCGUUACGACAAUGCUGAUAGGCAUAAUGUUUGCGGUGUGCUGGACACCACUAGAAGUGUUGUUCAUUUAUGAACAAUUUUCAGGAGAUUGGAGCACUCCAUUGUACGAUCCCUUUACCACCCUGGUUGCCUGCAACAUGUUCGUCAACCCGAUCAUUUACUUCUUCAAGUACAAUCAUUUUCGUUCUGAGUUGCGACAACUCAUCCAGAAACUACUUCGAAGAAACCGAGUAGGUGACGGGAACGGCAAUCCUCCUACGAGCUAG
Molecule: messenger RNA, 969 nt
Organism: Patiria miniata (bat star)
Lineage: Eukaryota; Metazoa; Echinodermata; Asteroidea; Valvatida; Asterinidae
Product: neuropeptide receptor 22-like
Exons: 1
Coding region: 1-969 (322 amino acids)
Biological process (GO): G protein-coupled receptor signaling pathway
Cellular component (GO): membrane
Molecular function (GO): G protein-coupled receptor activity
Source: RefSeq, a predicted model, not a curated record